UGAACAGGUAGGCAGAAAGAGCAAAGGUAUUUAAAGACAGAGACUAACUAUGAACUUCACUCAGCAAAAUGGCAAUUUGGAGAGGAAUCUGUGUACUAAUCGUUCUUACCCUUCUGGCAACAGGAUCACACGCACAGGAGAGUGUGUGUGGCAGACCGCCCCUUAACACCAGGAUUGUGGGGGGUCAGAACGCGCCCGCGGGGAGCUGGCCCUGGCAGGCCAGUCUGCACCUGAGGGGGAGACAUGUCUGUGGUGGGUCUCUCAUCAACGACAAGUGGGUGCUGUCUGCUGCCCACUGCUUCAGCAACAACAACAAUGUCCGCGAAUGGCUUGUUUAUGUGGGUCGGCAGGACCAGAUAGGAUCAAACCCAAAUGAAGUGAGAAGAUUAGUCACGAGGAUCGUCCCUCAUCCCAGUUACAAUGAUCAGACCAGUGACAACGACGCGGCCCUACUGGAGCUCGCUUCCACGGUCCCCUUCACCGACUUCAUCUUACCGGCCUGCCUGGCAGCCAGCAACAGCACCAUCCAUGCCGGAACUGUCAGCUGGGUCACUGGGUUUGGCGCGCUUUCCGAAAGUGGGCGCGUGGCUAACAUCCUGCAGGAGGUGGAUGUCCCUGUGGUGGGAAGCCGUCAGUGUAACUGCCUGUAUGGAGUCGGAACCAUCACCAGCAACAUGAUCUGUGCUGGCCUGCUGGAAGGAGGCAGAGAUUCAUGUCAGGGAGACUCUGGCGGUCCCAUGGUGCAGAAACGAGGCUCGAUCUGGGUCCAGACUGGAGUGGUCAGCUUCGGAGUGGGGUGUGCGCGUCCCGAUUUCCCCGGGGUGUACUCCAAGGUGUCGCGCUUCCAGUCCUGGAUCUCGGAGGUGAUCACAAACAACCGUCCAGGUUUCGUCAGCCUCUCAGCCAGCGGUGUGGACAGUGACAACAACGUAACCUGCCCUGGCCUGCCUGCCCUCACCACCACCACCAGCCCCACCACCACCCCCAAACCUGUGGUGUGUGGCAAUGCCCCACUGAAUAGCCGCAUUGGCGGAGCGAGUAGCCAGGCAGGGGGCGGGGUGUGGCCCUGGCAGGCCAGUCUGCACAGGAACGGCACGCACGUCUGUGGGGGUACCCUCAUCUCAGAGGAGGUCGUCAUGAGCUCUGCUCAGUGCUUCUCCAGCCCCAAUCCCAAUGCGACGGAGUGGACCGUGUAUUUGGGUCGGCUGCGGCAGAUCGGGUCCAACCCCUUCGAGGUGGUACUGAACGUGUCGAGCAUCACCCUGAGCAACAGCUCGGGCGAGAACAUCGCUCUGCUGAAGCUGGGCAGCAAGGCCAGCCUCUCCGACUACAUCCAGCCGGUGUGUGUGGACCAGGGCAGCGCCCAGUUCUCUGGAGCCUCGCAGUGCUGGGUCACGGGCUGGGGAGCUGGCCAGGGCGGAGCGCAGCAGGUUCUGCAGGAGCUCCAGGUCACUAUAGUGGACUGUGAUGUGAACAGCACAACCUCUGAAAAUAUCUGCACUGAGGUUCUGCCGUUACAGCAGGGAGAUCAGGGCGGUCCCUUGGUGUGUAAGCUGGGGAAUUCCUGGAUCCAGGCAGCAGUGAUUACAAUAAAUGACAGCAGUAACGCCGCUCAGAACACCAGUUCCAGGGCCGCCGGGGACACUCAGGUUUUCCAGAGAACCUCCAGUUACGCCCAAUUCAUCAGGCAGAACGCGGGCAGUCUUCCUCCGCCUGCUAGUCCUGGCAGCAGCACCACCGUCACUACGUGCAAGGCCCCUCACUCUCUCUCCUUCUCCUUCUCCCUCCUGUUCCCUCUCCUUCUGGGCCUCCUGUGCAGUUCGCCAAGCUAAGAUCAUGAAGGUAUUUGGUGCUGUGUACUAACCUUUUUUUUCUUUCCCCAAAAUAUAAUGUAUUAAAUAUAUUCUACUCAAAAUCUUUUAUCCGGUUAUAUCAGGGAUGCUCACCCAUGGGUUCAGUUGAUGAUUUUUUCAAAUAUAUUCUUCGUAUGUUCUUUAUCGUCAUCAGAUAAGCUCACAUGAAAACAAAAUGGACUACUUGUCCUGCACUGCACUGUUGAGAACGGAAUCCUGCCCAUAUAGGUGUCUGUGUGGGAGGGGCCUACUCAUGACUACACCCAAAUGGUCACAGCAUCACUCAGGGAGGGAGGGAGGGAGGGUUUCCGUUACCAGGGCAACCUUACUAUGACAUGAGACACUUUUUAUCGAAUGAAUUUUGAAAAAAAAUGUAUUAACCCCCUGGUGUAAUUAUUUGUCCUACAUGUAUUCUAUAUUUUGGGCCUCAUGCAAGAACAUUUUUGUAUUCUUACUUCUCGUAUCAUUUUCGUGCAUUUAGUGACUAAAAUGGUCGUUAUAGCUUAUAAAGGCUAAGAUGUAUGUAGGACUAGGGCUAUAUUAGAAAUCGUUUUAUUUUAAAUUCAUAUUAAUUCAGUUCUAUCAAAUAUAGUCAAAUACAAGAUUGACUUCAACAUGGUCAUACCUUAUGACAUUUAUUUUUAAUAGAGAAUUUAUAGCCAGUAUGACUGGUCUGGACCACUCGUAAAGUUUUUUUGUAAGAAAAAAUUGCAAAUACAAGAAAAUUGGUGAAGGCGUUAUUAUUGGUAAUUGCAUGAGGCCCUUUGCCUGUGGCAGCUCAAUAGCUCCAUUUUGUUUACUUGAUUUUUGUGUGCAAUAAAGUAAGAAACUAGGCCAUGCUGUCUGUGCCAUAGUGACUUCUCAUCGAGUUACAGGCUAUACUUUUAAGGACGUGCACUAGUACGUGUUCUCCAAAUUUGGAGUAGCUUGUAUUUUGUAUUUUGUAUUUUGGAUGUUGCAACUAUGGGACGGGUCGCAUGAGCAGAACUGUGAUCUAAGAUGGAGGAACAAGUAAAAACUAGUGGAUACAAAAUAUUUACAACAGAAGAUGUGACAGUGUGUGUUAAAGACAGUGAUGAGUUUAUUCAGCGCUGCUAUGUUUACGGCUCUUUGCGCUGCUGCACCAAAGAAAACAGUAUCUGUGAAUACUGAUGCUCUGUCACGAGUUUAAGCUUUUGAGGAAAUUACACCUGCUGUAUACACAACAUAAUACAUAUUUAUAUUAGUAAUAUAACAUCACAGUACAUUCCAUUGAGCACUUGUCCUGCUUAUAUUUAUUGUGUAAAUAGAUGUGCAGUAUAAAAUCUCUGAUAAGACAAGGUAGGCAUCCACUGUCAGACGGGACACGCUAUACAAACUUAUCUGAAUUACAGAAUUAAUUGUAUGUUUAGAUUAAAGACCCCUCACCCCCAUUGCUCCUCCAAACCCCCACCCGACCUCCGCUUGAAAAGGAAUAACGUUUAGUUCAGGUGGGGCUGCUUCCUGGGUUGCUUGGCAACGCUAGUCACUGUUUAUUUGUUUCUGCUCCACGGCACACUGCCUCCCUCUUCUCCAUUAGGGGCCACACUGCCUCCCUCUUCUCCAGGAGGGGCCACAAUGCCUCCCUCUUCUUCAGUAGGGGCCACAUUGCCUCCCUCUUCUCCGGUAGGGGCCACAUUGCCUCCCUCUUCUCCAGUAGGGGCCACAUUGCCUCUCUCUUCUCUAGUAGGGGCCACAUUGCCUGCCUCCUCUCCAGUAGGGGCCACACUGCCUCCCUCUUCUCCAGUAGAAUCAGAAUCAGAAUCGCUUUAUUCACCAAGUAGGUUCACAUACAUGGAGCUUGCUGUGGUUUGUAGGUGCACGCAGACAACAAAGAAUAAUAAAAUAAUUUAACCAAUGUACCUCACUGUUACACUCUCUGUCCUGUUUUAUGCAUUGUAUAUUUUCGGUAUAUGUGUAGGACGAUGUAUACCUGUGCUGUCUCUUUCUUUUGUUGUCUUUAUGUGUCAAUAAUGUGGACAUAUUAAACCCUGUAAGAACAAAUUGUAUCAAAAAGGGAACUGUAUAACGGGGAAGCCACGACAAGAUGUAUGCAAAUAUAAAACACGUAUAUGUUUAUAUAUGUUUAUAUAUGUCUAUAUAUGUCUAUAUGUGGUACUGUGUAUUGCAUUUCUGUACAUCUGUUAAAAUAUAUAUGUAUAAGCUUAA
Messenger RNA from Conger conger (European conger), 4040 nucleotides. Its product is annotated as polyserase-2-like. Gene Ontology annotation, biological process: proteolysis. Gene Ontology annotation, molecular function: serine-type endopeptidase activity. The transcript has 10 exons. The record is from RefSeq and is a predicted model, not a curated record. Bases 69 to 1832 code for a protein of 587 amino acids. Lineage: Eukaryota; Metazoa; Chordata; Actinopteri; Anguilliformes; Congridae.